Messenger RNA from Gadus morhua (Atlantic cod), 3696 nucleotides. RefSeq names its product NACHT, LRR and PYD domains-containing protein 3-like. Gene Ontology annotation, molecular function: protein binding. The coding region runs from base 1 to 3696 and encodes 1231 amino acids. The transcript has 12 exons. Lineage: Eukaryota; Metazoa; Chordata; Actinopteri; Gadiformes; Gadidae. The record is from RefSeq and is a predicted model, not a curated record.
AUGUUCACCUGCCUUCAGCUCGCCAAAGCACAGCCUACUGUUCGGCAGGGCGUGGCGCAGUGCGCGAGAGCUCCUACGGAGGUAGACAGCAGCCCCCUGGACCGCAGCGACGCACCGAUAAGGAGUGGGACACUGGCGUUGUUAGUUCAGAGUAUAGUUCUCCGUGAUUUUUUUCUGUUCCAGAGGGCUGAGGAAAACGCACACGCUUUUCUAGACAAGGAGCUGAAGAAGCUCUGGAGGGUUCUCUUCCCAGAUUACCCACAAUGCUCAGAGAGUCAGAGGGAGGAGGAGGAGGAGGAGGAGGAUGGUAAGAAGGAGGAGCAGAGGAGGCGCGCCAUAGAGGGAGUGGUGGACAUCACAAAGCUCUGCCUGAUGGAGAUGAACCAGGAGGAACUGGCCGACACACUGUGGGGCGCAUCUGAUGCCGUCGAUUGCCAACAAAAAAUUAAGACUCAUUUGCGGGAGAAGUUCAGGUGUGUGAUUGAGGGAAUCGCUAAAGCAGGACAGCGAACCGAUCUGAAUGACUUCUACACAGAGCUCUUCAUCACAGAGAGAGGCUGUGGAGAUGUCAACAAGGAACAUGAGGUCAGACUGAUUGAAACAUCUUCCAGGAAACCAGCCAAGGAGGAAAUACCAAUCAGAUGUGAGGACAUCUUUAAAACCUUACCUGGACAAGAUCAACCAAUCAGGACAAUAAUGACAACUGGAGUGGCCGGCAUUGGUAAAACCGUCUUAACACACAAGUUCACUCUGGGCUGGGCUGAAAGGAAAACCGACCAGGACAUACACUUCACAUUUCUCCUCACUUUCAGAGAGCUGAAUUUACUGAAAGGGAAAGAGUUUAGCUUGGUGGAACUGCUUCAUCACUUCUUCAUCGAGACCAAAGAAGCAGGAAUCUGCAGAUUCCACCGGUUCCAAGUUGUCUUUAUCUUGGAUGGUCUGGAUGAGUGUCGACUUCCUCUGGACUUCCAGAACAACCCGAUCUGGACUGAUGUCACAAAGUCCACCUCGGUGGAAGUGCUGCUGACAAACCUCAUCAGGGGCGUCCUGCUUCCCUCUGCUCGCAUCUGGAUAACCACACGCCCUGCGGCAGCCAACCAGAUCCCUGCUGUGUGUGUUGACAUGGUGACAGAGGUGAGAGGGUUCACCGACACACAGAAGGAGGAGUACUUCAGUAAGAGAUUCAGAGAGGAGUCGCUGGCCAAAACAAUCAUUUCCCACGUCAAGAAAUCACGAAGCCUCCACAUCAUGUGUCACAUCCCAGUCUUCUGUUGGAUCACUUCUACAGUUCUGGAGGAUUGCUUCAAAACAUCCCAGAUAGGAGAAGAGAUGCCCAAGACCGUGACUCAGAUGUACAUCCACUUCCUGAGGGUUCAGUCCAUACAGGCGGACAGGAAGUACCGUGGGAGAGCUGAAACAGAUCCAGACUGGAGUUCAGAGAGCAGGAAGAUCAUUCAUUCUCUGGGAAAACUGGCUUUUAACCAGCUGGAGAACGGCAACCUAAUCUUCUACGAGGCAGACCUGGCAGAGUGUGGCAUCGAUAUCAGAGCAGCCUCAGUGUACUCAGGAGUGUUCACCCAGAUCUUUAAAGAGGAGUGUGGGCUGUACCAGGACAAAGUGUUCUGCUUUGUCCAUCUGAGCAUCCAGGAGUUUCUGGCUGCCCUGUAUGUCUUCUGGUCCUUUAUCAACACUGGGGUCAAUCUGCUCAAAGAAGAACAGUUAAUCUUCACCUAUGGUGAAGAUCAGAUCCCUGCUGAGUGUGUUCAAGAUGAACUCAUCUUCUCCGAUGAUGAAUUCAGCUACGAUGAAGAUGAACUCAUCUCCAAUGAAGAUGAACACAUCCUCUUCUAUCAGAGUGCCGUGGACAAGGCCUUACAGAGUAAGAACGGACACCUGGACUUGUUCCUCCGCUUCCUCCUGGGCCUCUCUCUGAAGACCAAUCAGAUUGUCCUACGAGGUCUGCUGGGACAGACAAGAAGUAGCUCACAAACCGAGGCGAAAACAGUGUCUUAUAUCAAGGAGAAGUUAGGUGGUAAUCUGUCUCCAGAGAGAAGCAUCAAUCUGUUCCACUGUCUGAAUGAGCUGAACAACUGUUCUCUAGUGGAGGAGAUCCAACAGUCCCUGACAUCAGGAAGUCUCUUCAAAACACAUUUCUCACCUGCUCAGUGGUCAGCUCUGGUCUUCAUCUUACUGUCAUCAGAAGAAGAGCUGGAAGUGUUUGACCUGAAGGAAUACUCAGCUACAGAGGAGGGUCUUCUGAGGCUGCUGCCAGUGAUCAAAGCCUCCAAAAGAUCUCUGCUGACUGGCUGUCAUCUGUCAGAGAGAUGCUGUGAAGCUCUGGCCUCAGUUCUCAGCUCCAACUCCUCUAGUCUGAGAGAGCUGGACCUGAGUACCAAUGAUCUGCAGGAUUCAGGAGUGAAGCUGCUCUCUGCUGGACUGGGGAGUCCACACUGUACACUGGAAACUCUCAGCUUGUCUGGUUGCCUGGUCACACAGGAAGGCUGUGCUUCUCUGGCCUCAGCUCUGAGCUCCAACCCCUCCCAUCUGAGAGAGCUGGACCUGAGCUACAAUCACCCAGGAGACUCUGGAGCUGCGCUGCUCUCUGCUGGACUGGAGGAUCCACGCUGGAGACUGGACACUCUCAGUGUGGAGCACGGUGGAGUGUGGAGGCUGAAACCAGCUCCACAGAGAUAUGCCUGUGACCUCACACUGGACUCCAACACGGCCUACAGACGACUCUCUCUGUCUGAGGACAACAGGAAGGUGACGUGGGUUAGAAAGGACCAGUCGUAUCCGGAUCACCCAGACAGAUUUAACUCCCAUCACCAGGUGUUGGGUAAAGAGGCUCUGACUGGCCGCUGUUACUGGGAGGUAGAGAGGGACGGAUGGGUUGAGAUAGGAGUGACAUACAGAGGAAUCACAAGGAGAGGAGGGGGUGGUGACAGCGAGCUUGGAAUGAACAACAAGUCCUGGACUCUUUAUUGUUCUGAUGAUGGUUACUCUGUCUGGUACAACGGUAGAGAGACAGCCCUCCCUCUCCGCCCCGCUGGCUCCACCAGAGUAGGAGUGUAUCUGGACCGGCCUGCUGGCUCUCUGUCCUUCUACAGAGUGUCCCCAGGUGGAGGAGGGUCCUCAGACACACUGACACACCUCCACACCUUCUGGUCCUCCUUCACCCAGGAGGACCUCCUCCCGGGGGUGGGGGUGAGGGUAGUGGGGGGGGUGGGAGUGGAGUGGCGUGAUGCCUCAGCAUCUUUGUCCUCACUAGUCGACCCGCUCUGCAUCCCCGCUUCUGCCUCCGUUCCCUACGCCGCCUGCGUCGCCCCCCAGGCCCGACAGCAGUCCAGGCAGAGCACGGUGGUCUGGCUCUGUCUGGCGGUACCGUGGAUCACUGAGAGCACCGUGAACAAGAGGAAGGGUAGGGAACGGAUCAGUGGGACUUUAGGAACACCCCUCCCCUCUGGAGAUAAAGGGCGCUCUGGGGGCCCGCGGGUUGUGACCGAACAACCCCCCGGCUCUCGUCUGGCCCCCCCCUCGCCGCCCCCACCUUGGCGUCAGAAGGGGGAUGUGGCGGUACCCCCGGAGAACUACCGGCCCGCAGCCGACGGGCGGGCGGGCCGCGAGGAAGCCGGAGAUUCUAUUAAUCUGAGCGACAAAGAUGAGCGCAUAUCGGGCAUCAAGUGUGAACAAGUGUGA